Molecule: messenger RNA, 1314 nt
Organism: Symbiodinium natans
Lineage: Eukaryota; Dinophyceae; Suessiales; Symbiodiniaceae
Source: the annotation of a GenBank genome assembly
AUGCCCGGGCCUUCGACGUCCAACCUCCUUGAGGCUGUGCCCACAGCGCAGCCGGCUCUUGGCGAGAAGCCUCCGAAACUGGGAGGCGAGGAGCCAAGUUCCGAGGACCUGCACCUAAAGCGGUACAGUGUUAGAUGUGAAGGGCGCUGGCGUGUACGAUCGGCACCCUCACUGAGCUCCAAGGUGAUAGGUACCAUCGCACACGGCACAGUUGUCGUCGGCCAGGACUGUGCCGGUGAGAUUCUACCUCAAGGCAUGUCCGGUACGGCGCCGAUACCAUCGUUUCAGCAAGACACGAGCUUGCCAUCUGACGUCCUUCAGGAGGCUUUGGAGAGCCUCACGGCUCUGUGGGUGAAGGUAGUUCGCUUCGAGGCCCAGGAACCUAUGGGAGUCUCCGAGAUCAAACGCGAUUCGGCAACAGGCGGUGGAAUCUAUUGCCUGCGGCGCAAUGCCAUGGGCUAUGGUUUGUAUCAGUCGAACACUGAACCGCGCGAUGGUCCUCUCAUUCUUUUGCCAGAGCACCUGGGCCUGGAGCUUCGCCUCGACGCGCAGCGGGCGGCGUCAGAUCGGGUGGAGGAUGUUUCGCUGACUUGGAAGUUGCUUGGGGCAGCCGAAACUGUGGGCCGCUUCUUUUCUUUGUCGGCAGAAGAUGAGGCUGGUAUCAACGAGGACAUUCAGGCUGCAUCUUUGCGUAGACCGGAAGACUUGUUUGAAGUGAAGCAGCGCGAGCAACUGAAGAAGGCAAUGGCCGCGUUGCGAGUUCCCCUAUCGGAUCUGGUUGCAAAGGUCGAUGGUGAGAGCUCAGCGGCUGAUUUGCUUGCUGGCUUGCCGAAAGAUUUGUCAAGGCGGUUUUCACGUUUACGCCAUGCCUUGACAGCGGCGGCAUCCGAAACAAACUCUUUGGUUGUGUGUCCUCGAGGGGCUGGCCAAGAGGAUACAAUGCCAGUUGAGGAUGUAGCCAACGCAGCCAUGGAUGAUCACAAGGUGGAAGGAAGCGUGCAGGAUCUGUCGGAUUUCAUUGCUGUUUGCGAGAAACUGGAGCGUACGGGUUCCUGGACGUGUGUUGAGACUCAGCUUCGGCAGGAGGUCAUCGCCUUCAGCACGAAGCAUGGUCAAGAGAUACAGAAGUUCGUGAGGCUGCGCUGCAAGGAUUUGGCCCAGAUGGUGGUGCAGGAUACGUCGCCUUCGGCUCCAGGCUUACUGGAUGAUCUCAUUGAGACAAAGCCGAAGUCUGUCGGUGGCUCCACGGCUUUUGCACUGCCUUUGCUGCCUCCGCCGCCAUCAUCUGUUUGUAGCGUCACCCGGAAAGCGUGA